This is a messenger RNA of Perca fluviatilis (European perch), 2902 nucleotides long. RefSeq names its product 7 transmembrane receptor domain-containing protein. The record is from RefSeq and is a predicted model, not a curated record. NCBI's taxonomy places the organism in Eukaryota, Metazoa, Chordata, Actinopteri, Perciformes, Percidae. Gene Ontology annotation, biological process: G protein-coupled receptor signaling pathway. The coding region runs from base 672 to 1883 and encodes 403 amino acids. Gene Ontology annotation, molecular function: neuropeptide binding; neuropeptide Y receptor activity. The transcript has 4 exons. Gene Ontology annotation, cellular component: plasma membrane; neuron projection.
GUAGUACUCUAAAUUGGGCUUAGGCUAUAUUAGCUUUAAUAUUUAAAAGCACUUGAGUCAUACCAUUUCAAUCUACAAUGCACUCAGCUAUCAAAUGUUUAACUUCGACCAGGAGAAUUUGGUCAGUAAAAGCUACUUUCAAAACAAACAAAGAGGACAAAACAAUUAAUUGAUCCAGUCACUUUUUUUCUGAAUAAGCAGCAAUAUUUAUCACUCAUAAACAUUUGGGUGCUGUUUGUAAAUGCCACUGAGGAAAUACAAAUCAUGUUGUGCCUUUCUGGAUAUUUCCUCAUUCAAAACACAGUGGUAGGCUGGCGGGUUUUUUGUUGUUGUUAAAAAUCCCUGCCCUGCCAGGAAUGACUGACCCCCAGGAAGACAUGCACUCAGUGUCCUCACUACUCACUGGAACUGAGUAGGUGGCUUUUAGUAAGUUAACAAAGGUAGUAGAUGAGUGAUGGCCAGUCUAUGGGUCAGGCUUCCCUAAUAAAUGCAUGAAAUAUCACAAUUGGCGCAUGUGGCAUUUUCUGUUUUUAGCUUGUCCAAAAAUGUGUUGCACCGAAUCAUAACACACUUUCCUGAUCAUUUCCAGGAAGAAUGAAACUGUGUAAAAUGUGAAAGGGUCUUCUAAGUGAUAUGUCACCCAAAUAUCACAAAGGUUGGCCUCCAGAGACAUGGAUAUCUUCAUGGAAGGGGAUUUCAAUGUGACGGGUAACACCAGCUAUAAUACAGAACAAGAAAGACAAGAAGGCAGCAAAAGACUCAACCACAGUGACCCCCUGGACAUGUUUGUAGGCAUGGAGCUUCUUCUACGUUUCAAACCUCUCUUCCUGCCUCUCUACUGUCUCGUAGUGGUCGUGGCAGGUGUUGGAAACUCCUUCCUGUUGGCUUGCAUCUUGUCUGACAAGAAACUCCACAAUGCCACCAACUUUUUCAUCGGUAACUUAGCAGCUGGAGACCUGCUGAUGUGUUUGAGUUGUGUUCCGCUGACUGUGUCCUAUGCCUUUGACAGCCGUGGCUGGGCUUUUGGGAAACACCUCUGCCACUUGGUCCCCUUGCUGCAAUGUGCCACGGUAUUUGCAUCAGUGCUUUCACUCACUGCCAUUGCUGUGGAUCGCUACAUUGUUGUAGCUCACCCAAUUCGGAGAAGGAUCUCUGCAUGGGGUUGUGGUGCAGUGGCUCUGGGUGUCUGGCUUUUAUCUCUGGCCCUGGCUGCACCUCCUUCUCUCUACACACACUAUCUGGACUUGAGACCCAAUGGCAUCAACCUGGUAGUGUGUGAGGAAAUCUGGCCACAUAGUGGCAAUCUGCGGCUGCUCUAUUCUUGCUUCAUUCUCAUAGCCUCUUAUAUGAUCCCGCUGCUGUCGGUCAGCGUAUCCUACUGUGCCAUUACUGUCAGCCUAAAACGCUAUUCAGUACCUGGGGAGCCCUCCAACAGCCAGCAGCGCUGGAGCCAAAGGAGAAGGAGGACUUUCUGUCUGCUGGUGGCCUCAGUGCUGGCUUUCGCCCUGUGUUGGCUGCCCCUGCAGGUGCUGAACCUAUUGCUGGACCUGGACCCAGACUUCCACAUCAUAGGGAAGCGCCACAUAAAUGUCUUACAAGUCUGCUGUCAUUUAGUGGCUAUGAGCUCUGCAUGCUACAACCCCUUCAUCUAUGCCUCACUGCACAGCAAGGUGCGCAUGCACCUCAAAGGCUACCUCUGUCCUUGUCGCAGUCGUCAGAAAGGGAUGGAGGAAAGGGCGUCAUCCAGUGGCAGAGUGGCAAUCAGGAGAGUCAAGACUUUUCCCGGGUGGCCGGUAGUGUUUCGAGGCCGCGAGGGCCGUUCUGAUAAUAGCUAUACAUUGCCCCCCCAAGGGCCGGUGGUCUACGCCGCUGGCGUCAUCUAGGAGCUGAUUUUAGACCACGCUCGCUAUGAUACAACUGUAGCAGCACCUGACAUCCAGAACUCUGUCCUUACCCACAAGUUAACACCUGCACCCCUAACACCACUGUUAAUGUCUGAGGUGUCUAGGAGAACAUUAGGGAAAUGUUUAAUAUCCAUUUAAACCAGAUUUUUUUCAUGCUUUUCCAGCAUUUUGUGUCUUCAAGACAUUUGCUCCUCUCUUGUACAAUGUCACCAGAGGCAAUGUUAAAUAAGGCCACUUAUGACAAACAGGCGAAGAAGCAGAUCCAGACCAGACUGUAGUUAAGUACGAUGAAGAAGAAGAUUAAGCCAUCCACUGGGAUCCCUGUGUUUUUCUUGGACAGCCAAGCUGCAUUGCACGGACACUAAGCAGAUCCUGCAGCUUUAAAAAGGCCAGCAGUUGGCAUAAAUACAUCCUCAGGCUGAGGGCUUCUGUAGCAGACAUGCUGGAGGCUGAGAUCAGGGGUGGCUACACUGGGCCUGGUUAUACUUUAAAGGUAAACGCUCGACUUCUGGGAGCUGACCGAACGAUGAACUCUUCUCACCAGACAUGGAUUACAGACCCAGAGGAGGACAUAGGAAGGAAAAAAAACGUCAUUGUUUGAUUUACUCGCUGCUACUGAAUGUCUGUGCUUCAAAUAUUAGUUAUGUAUCUCUUGUAUUGCACAUCACCUACAUUAUGUUGGAUGUAUUAUGUUGAAAUACAUUAUUAUAUAUAUUGUCGGCUAUUUUAGUGUCAUUAUGUGCUAGUUAGUGCCUAUGGUCUGGCUCCACUGUCAAACUGUUUGCUACUAGUGAACUGUUUUAAUUAUCUGAUGAACAUGAAGUCUCUGUGCUUUGUCCCUGUCUGAAAAAAAAGGACUGACACAAGGAUUAACUUAAUAUUCAGAUCAUGAACAAUAAGCAUCACUGUGCUACCGCCAUUGCUGUUAAGUUCCCAUCAGGUAUGAUUAAUGCUUUCUUAAUGCUUUCUUUGUUUGGAUAAAGCCUGUGUAUCAAGUA